This is a messenger RNA of Humulus lupulus (European hop), 4920 nucleotides long. RefSeq names its product eukaryotic translation initiation factor 5B. The transcript is spliced from 14 exons. Bases 284 to 4420 code for a protein of 1378 amino acids. Lineage: Eukaryota; Viridiplantae; Streptophyta; Magnoliopsida; Rosales; Cannabaceae. Gene Ontology annotation, molecular function: translation initiation factor activity; GTPase activity; GTP binding. The record is from RefSeq and is a predicted model, not a curated record.
AACUAUUUUACACUUUUUUUCCUUCUUAUUUCUCUCCUCCUCGUCCCCUAAUUCUCUUCUCUUUUACACUCUAUCGCAGCCGUCGGCAGUAGUAUUCAGCCAACCACAGCCUCACACUCACAGCGGCACCGGAAAACGACGACCGGACACCCACUCUGCUUGGUUCUUCCUUGAAACUACUAGAAAACAAAUUGGAUUUGGAUUUGGAUUUGGAUUUGGGUUUGGGUUUCGAUUCGUUGGGAGCUCGGCAAGGGUUUCUUAAUCUUAAUUCGUUGAAAUCUCGAUGGGUCGAAAGAAGACCAAUGCUCGGGACGAUGAGAACCCUGCACAAGGGGGUGCCAAGUCAAAGAAGAAGGGGUUACUUAUUGAUGACGAUGAGUACGCUAUUGGAACUGAGCUAUCUGAGGAGUCCCAAGUUCAGGAGGAGAAGGUUGUAAUUACUGGGAAGAAGAAGGGCAAGAAGGGUGGCUCUAAGGCUUCUGAGCUCAAAGGCAAUGAUGAAGAAAAGGCGGUGGAGGAGGUUGAGGAUGAUAAUGAUGAUGAUCAUGAAGUUGUCUUUGCUGGUAAGAAGAAGGGCAAGUCGAAAAAGGGUAAAGGGAAUAGUAUGCUUAGUGGUUCGAGUUUUGGGUUGCUUGAAGAUGAUGAUGAUAAUCAGGAGGAAACGGUUCAGAGUGAUGAGGGGGAUGGUGCUCCAGUGGUGAGUCUUUCGGGCAAGAAGAAACCGUCGAAAAAGAGUGGCCAUAGUUUGUUUUCUGCCUCAGCUUUUGAUGCUAUUGAUGAUGACAAUGAUGAUGAUAAUGAUGGGGAGGUGGUUGAUAAUUUCAUGGAUGAGAAUAAGUUGGUUGAAGAUGAUGAGGAGGCCCCAGCUAUUGAGUUUAUGGGGAAGAAAAAAAAAUCAUCUAAGGGUGGGAAGAAGGGUGGUAGUUUGUUUAAUGCCUCUGGUUUUGAUGCUCUUGGAGAUGGGGUUGAACCUGAGAAUAAAAAGAAAGAGGAGGAUGAAAAGAAAGAGGAGGAUGACGAGUAUGCUCAAGUUACUUUUUCUGGUAAGAAAAAGAAGUCAUCAAAGGCAGCUAAGAAAGGUGGUGGUAGUUCAUUUAAUGCAGUACUACUCGAUGAGGGAAUUGAUGAAGAUGUGUCUGUAUCUGAAUCAUCUAGAGUUGGCAACGAUGCUUUGGAGGAUGAAGAUGCUUCGGUCAUAUCAUUUUCGGGUAAGAAGAAAUCUUCUAAAAAGAAAGGUAACAGUGUUUUUUCUCAAUUGAAUGAAGAAGAUGUUGGGGAUGGGAGUGAAGUUACAGAUGCAGCUGAAAUUGAACCAUUGAGCGUUGGAAAUAGUAAUAGCGGAGCUGAUGGGUCGUCUAAAGUCAGUAAGAAUCAGGAAGUAGCAGGAACUUCUAAGAAUAAAAAGAAGAAGAAGAAGGGAGGAAGGACUGAUCAAGAAGAGGAUGAUUUGGAGAAAAUUCUUGCUGAGCUUGGUGAAGCGCCUCCAGUAUCAAAGCCUGCUGCUCCUACACAAGAGGAGAAAGUUCAGGAACCUGAAACAGCUGGUUCUGUUGAUGAUUUGGGUGAAAAGGAAGGUGAAGAAGAGAAUGUAGAGUCUGCUGCGGCAAAGAAAAAGAAAAAGAAGAAGGAAAAAGAAAAGGAAAAGAAGGCAGCAGCGGCAGCAGCUGCGGCGACAGCUGCUUCUGUUGAAACAAAAGUUGAAAAGCAAACUGAAGUGAAGACUGAAGCAACAGAACCCAAAAAGAAUGAGUCUAAGGGUAAAGCUGCUGACAAAAAAGUGCCAAAACAUGUCAGGGAGAUGCAAGAGGCACUUGCCAGGAGAAAAGAGGCGGAAGAGAAGGCAAAGAAGGAAGAAGAGGAGAAGUUAAGGAGGGAAGAAGAGGAAAGGCGGAAGCAAGAAGAACUUGAGAGGCAAGCUGAAGAGGCCAGGCGUCGGAAAAAGGAGAGGGAAAAGGAGAAGUUGCAAAAAAAGAAACUGGAAGGCAAGCUUUUAAGUGGGAAGCAGAAGGAAGAAGCUCGUAGGUUGGAGGCAAUGAGAAACCAAAUACUUGCUAAUGCUGGGAUGCCUCUUCCUACCAAUGACACCGGUGCACGAGCUAAAAAACCAUUGUACCAGAAAAAGAAGUCAAAAUCAAUACCCCAUCAAGUUAAUGGUGCAGGUUCUUCUAAGCCAGUUGAAGACACUGAGGAAAGGGAAGCUCUGCAAGAAACUGUUUCUGAGGUCAAUUCCGUGGAAUCUGAGAAGGUUGAGGAGACAGAUGAUGUUGAUGAGAAGUCCGAAGUGGCUGAGUCUAUCCAAGAGAAUGGAAUUGAAGAAGAAGAAGAAGAUGACGACGAUGAUGAAUGGGAUGCAAAGAGCUGGGAUGAGGCCACUGUCAAUAUUUCAGUAAGAGCGUUUGCUGAUGAGGAGGUUGACGCUGAGACGAAACCUGUUGCUAAAAAAGGAGUGAAAAACACAGCCUCUUCUGCAGCUGCAAGUACCAAGCCUGCCGAUACUGCAAAAAAAUCUGUUCAAUCUCAGGAUGUGGACAAUAAGAAAAAUCAGGAGCCUGAAGUUACUGACAAAAAGAAGACGAAAAAUGCUACAGCGAAAAAAGCAACACAAAAUUCAGAUGCUACGCCUACGACUGAAAAGGACCUUCGUUCACCCAUUUGCUGCAUCAUGGGACAUGUCGAUACUGGUAAAACUAAGCUAUUGGAUUGUAUUCGUGGUACUAAUGUUCAAGAAGGUGAGGCUGGAGGUAUUACUCAACAAAUUGGAGCAACAUAUUUCCCUGCGGUGAACAUACGUGAACGGACCAAGGAACUAAAAGCUGAUGCUACACUUAAGGUGCCAGGGCUAUUGGUUAUUGAUACUCCUGGUCACGAAUCAUUCACAAACUUGAGGUCAAGGGGUUCAGGGUUAUGUGAUAUUGCGAUUUUGGUUGUGGAUAUUAUGCACGGCUUAGAACCACAAACAAUCGAGUCAUUGAAUCUUCUGAAAAUGAGGAAUACCGAGUUUAUUGUGGCAUUGAACAAGGUAGACAGACUCUAUGGGUGGAAAAGCACCCGCAACGCACCAAUUGUAAAGGCAAUGAAGCAACAAUCUAAGGAUGUCCAAAAUGAGUUCAACAUGAGGCUCACUCAGAUUGUUACCCAGUUCAAGGAACAAGGCUUAAAUACUGAGUUAUACUACAAAAACAAAGAAAUGGGAGAGACAUACAGCAUUGUACCUACAAGUGCCAUUACUGGUGAAGGCAUUCCAGAUAUGUUGUUACUAUUGGUUCAAUGGACUCAGAAAACUAUGGUUGAAAAGCUUACUUUCAGCAAUGAAGUGCAGUGUACUGUAUUAGAGGUUAAGGUCAUUGAAGGUCAUGGGACAACUAUUGAUGUUGUACUGGUCAACGGAGUGCUUCAUGAAGGAGAUCAAAUUGUUGUUUGUGGCAUGCAAGGACCAAUUGUUACUAGCAUUCGAGCAUUGUUAACACCCCAUCCCAUGAAAGAGCUCCGUGUCAAGGGAACCUAUCUGCAUCACAAGGAAAUCAAGGCUGCACAGGGUAUAAAGAUCACAGCACAGGGCCUUGAGCAUGCUAUUGCUGGUACUGGUCUGUAUGUGGUGGGCCCUAAUGAUGACUUGGAAGAUAUCAAGGAAACAACUAUGGAGGAUAUGAAGUCUGUCAUGAGCAGGAUCGACAAGAGUGGUGAAGGAGUUUGUGUGCAAGCAUCUACUCUUGGUUCCUUGGAAGCAUUGCUGGAGUUUCUUAAAACCCCAGAAGUAAAUAUUCCUGUUAGUGGUAUAAGCAUAGGCCCUGUACACAAGAAAGAUGUCAUGAAGGCCAGUGUGAUGCUAGAAAAGAAAAAGGAGUUUGCGACAAUUUUAGCUUUUGACGUCAAAGUGACGCCAGAGUCCCGUGAACUUGCCGAUGAGUUGGGCGUAAAGAUCUUUAUUGCUGAUAUUAUUUAUCACUUAUUUGAUCAAUUUAAGGCCUAUAUAGAUAAUUUGAAGGAGGAAAAGAAGAAGGAAGCAGCCGAUGAAGCAGUCUUCCCAUGUGUUCUCAAGAUUUUACCCAAUUGUAUUUUCAAUAAAAAAGAUCCAAUUGUCUUGGGAGUUGAUAUUCUUGAAGGCAUUGCAAAGGUGGGAACUCCAAUUUGUAUUCCUCAAAAGGAUUUCAUUGAUAUUGGUCGCAUUGCUUCAAUUGAAAAUAACCAUAAACCUGUUGAUACGGCCAAGAAAGGGCAGAAGGUGGCCAUUAAGAUUGUUGGCAGCAAUUCUGAGGAGCAGCAGAAGAUGUUCGGCAGGCAUUUUGAGAUUGAAGAUGAGCUUGUCAGCCAUAUUUCAAGAAAGUCCAUUGACAUCCUAAAAACUAAUUAUCGAGAGGAUCUCUCACUAGAGGAUUGGAAGUUGGUCGUGAAACUGAAGAAUCUUUUCAAGAUACAAUGAGAUUAUUUUUUAUAUUAAGCACAGCCACAAAACAAUUUUUCGGUCGAAAAUACCAGGUGGCCUCACUCUGAAGAUGUCUGAUACAGAGAUUAGUAGAGCAAAAUUUUGUCCGGAAAAAUGUUUUGAUCCAUUCAACAGCAGCAGCAGCAAAUUGGUCCACUUUUCUUUCAGAGUGUUCAGUGCCAAAGAAGUGAUCGAGUUCAUUCAAGUGUUGAUGGUGGUAUACAAAGGUUCCGAGUGUGGAAAGCUGGAAGUGGGUAAGAUUUUACCUUAAAGUUGUCAUAUUUUUGUUCAAAGAUGUCAACGUGUUUUGUUUCUUCAAAAAUUUAAUUCAUUGUCAAAAUUGUGAGCUGUACCGUAGUAGGAGAAAAGAGCCCCCUAAGUGGCCUUUUUUUUUUCUAAAGUAAUUUUCUAAAGUUCUUACAUUUUGAAAUUUUGAUAGUCUGGGUUAUUAGUUAUUACAAGAACAAUAUCAUCUUAAAAUAAAUUCUUUUAUCACA